Messenger RNA from Scylla paramamosain (green mud crab), 6084 nucleotides. RefSeq names its product zinc finger protein GLI2-like (gene ci). Gene Ontology annotation, biological process: regulation of transcription by RNA polymerase II. The record is from RefSeq and is a predicted model, not a curated record. The transcript is spliced from 13 exons. Bases 758 to 5392 code for a protein of 1544 amino acids. Gene Ontology annotation, molecular function: DNA-binding transcription factor activity, RNA polymerase II-specific; RNA polymerase II cis-regulatory region sequence-specific DNA binding. Lineage: Eukaryota; Metazoa; Arthropoda; Malacostraca; Decapoda; Portunidae. Gene Ontology annotation, cellular component: nucleus.
GUACUUGGCAUCUAGGCACCCUUCGCCCGUGCUCACUCCUCCUGUGUUACUGUUUGCCACUUGGCUGUCCAGGCUUCUGCAAUAUCAAUUAUCGACGUGAGUGCGUAUGACGAGCCCGCGUGUCGCCCACGUCCAGGUCGUCAUCGUGUGUGGAAGCGUGGAGAGGCGAGGGAGGCCGCGGUGUGGGGUGGUGGCUGGGUGGCGGCGCGCGCGAGCAGUGGUCCCAGGGCUCGGCAUCACUGCACUCGCCUCGUACACACCGAAAAGUGAGUGAACUCGCGGUGGAAGGAGCCCAGUGGUAGUUAGUUGAGUUGUUAGGCGACUGUUGUCAGCAAAGAGGGCGGCCGUGCUCUAUCCCGCCCGCCAGACGACACGCUCCUGUCGCCCUCCUACACCGCCCACGUCCCGACCCUGUCCCGCUCGAGGGCUGGGCGGCCGGGAAAUAGAGAAACAGAGGAACUACCCAGAGAUAAUCAUGAUCGUAGGAGGCGGAGAGGCGCCGUACUCACGCCGGAGCCCGAUGAGCCAAUUACCCCUGACGUAGUGCCGCGUCAAAUCAAGGCGCGCCGCGGGUGGAGCACUGACCCCCCAGAAAGAAGUGCUAAGUGUGGAAAAGUGUUUGGGUUUGUGCAAAGUGGUGGCGUGGGGUCUGGGCAGUGGUGAUGUGUGGGGUGAGGGUGGAGGGGAAGGGGAUCGUUCGUGACAUCCUCUGCCGCAGCCGCCGGAGCCUCCCCGCCCCCGCCCACACCUGAAGAACAUGCAGGAGAAGAAAAUCUCUCCCCCUCCCUCAGGCAUGCCGCUGGGCCUGGGCUCCGCCUUCGCCGCCCUGCCGCCCCCGCCGCCUCUCCCCGUGGACCAGCGGACCCACGAGGGGCGCUAUGUGUGGGACCCCGCCCGCCUCCACCCGAUCCACGCCCCGCACCCAGGGUUGGGGAUCGGUGGGGGCAGCCCGGCCCUAGAGCUUCCCCCACUGGUUGGAGGUCGUCUGGGCGCCGCUCCCUUGGGCUCCACCGUACCUGGGGAGCUCGCGGCCCCGCCCCCUCCUCCUUACCGCAUCCCCCCGUACAUGGAGCACCUGUACCAGUCGCUCCACACCUCCCCGCAGGCAUCCCUCAGGGGCCUCUCUCCACUUGAAGGACGCGGUCUGGCUGUGAGCACUGACUACAUCGGGAUGAGCGGACUUACCACGACGCGCCUCAGCGACCCCCACCUCCUCCCCUCCUCCACCCUCACUUCCACCGACCUCCCCUCCUUCAUCGACGGUUCUCGGUUACCGUCCCCGCGGCCCAGCUUACGUCAGAGCCGCAAGAGGGCGCUCUCCUCCUCCCCCUACAGCGACUCCUUCGAUAUCAACUCCAUGAUUCGCUUCAGCCCCAACUCCCUCGUCUCCAUCAUGAACGGGUCCCGCUCCUCCUCCGCCAGCGGCUCCUAUGGGCACUUGUCUGCAGGUGAGCGGCUCUACUUCCCAUCAGGAGCCAUUUCGCCGGCGCUGGGGAUGCACCCCGGGGUGGGGGCCGCCACACACCUGCAACAGCUCCAGGCACACUUGAUGCGGGGAGCGUCACUCCCCAGCUCCCCCUUCCUGGCGCCCUCCCCGCUCCUGCAGCACGGCGCCCCUGCCCCCUCCCACCAGAGCCUCUUCUCCCUCACCUCGCAGCCCCCACCGCCCACCUUGCCUCCCAAAAACGAGAGGAGGAGAAGGGUUCCAAGGAGAAGAAGGAGGCAUCCAGCACCACCUCGGGGGCGUGCGGGGCUGUCAGCGCCUCCCGCCAGGGACGAUGACGGCCUGAAGGAGGAGCCACCGGACUUCAUCGAGACGCAUUGCCAUUGGCGGGAGUGUAACAAGGACUUCAACACGCAGGACGACCUGGUGAAGCACCUGAACAACGACCACAUCCACGCCAACAAGAAGUCGUUCGUGUGCCGCUGGAAGGACUGUUCACGCGAGGAGAAGCCCUUCAAGGCGCAGUACAUGCUGGUGGUGCACAUGAGGCGACACACGGGGGAGAAGCCUCACAAGUGUACGUUCGAGGGUUGCUACAAGGCUUACUCGCGCCUGGAGAACCUCAAGACUCAUCUGCGCUCACACACGGGGGAGAAGCCCUACAUGUGUGAGUUCCCGGGCUGCACCAAGGCCUUCUCCAACGCCUCCGACCGCGCCAAGCACCAGAACCGCACCCACUCCAAUGAGAAACCCUAUGUGUGCAAGGCGCCGGGCUGCACCAAGCGGUACACAGACCCCUCCUCACUAAGGAAGCAUGUCAAAACAGUGCAUGGUGCUGACUUCUAUGCCUCAAAGAAGCACAAAGGUAAUGACCACCCCACCAACAACCCUGGCGGCGGUGGGGCAGGCAAGGAGGGAGGCGCCGCACACCCUGAGGGCUCACCACACUCUGAUGGCGGGAAGGGAGGCUCUCUAUCCAGCCCCUCUGUGAAGUCUGAGGACCCCACAUCACCAGGGCAGGAGCAGCACAGUCCUCAGAUGGACACAGUGGUGGGUGGUGGUGCCACACCCAUGGAUCAGAGCCGCUUGCUGGAGGGCCCCAUCAGCGACAAUAAUAUCAGUACAACAGGCGGGUAUGAGAGUGUGCUGGAGCAAGAGGAAGCCUGGGACACGGUGGAAGAUGACCUUGAGGCAAGUGUCGACCUGCCAGUAGGGGUUGCAGCUCUCAAUGGUCUUGAGGGCUCCAUAGGAAGCCAAGUCAACCUGCAAGAACGCAACCUCAGGAACAGAUUGAAAAACCGUCUUCAGGCCAAAGGCUUGGCCAACAUUCUACCCAGCAUCCCCGGUGGGCCACGCCGCACCCUGGGCAGCGGUGGUGUUGGGGAACUGUCACAGCGCAUCACUGACCUCAAGAUGACCGGAGGCCUGACCACACCACAGCAGUCCCGCAAGACUCUAAUAGACCUCAACUUCCGGGCAGGCCAAACAGCUCUCCAGAAUAAUCGCAGAGACUCCAACUCUACCGUCAGCACCUACUAUGGGAGCAUGCGGAGCGACUCCUCCCUCCACCCUGCCAGCCGCAGGUCUAGCGAAGUGUCCCAGGUGUCAGCCGCAUCAAUGGGUCGCCAAAAUAUGGUGCCUUCUCCCUAUGAUCCCAUCUCCUUAGGUUCCUCAAGGCGCUCCUCAGAAAACUCAAACUUCAACAUGGCAGGAAUUGCCCAGUCCAUGAGCUCUCACCUGGCCAAGUUGCAGCGACGGGCCAUAGCCACCAGUGAGCUGUAUAACACCUCAAACCUGGUGGUACAGACCCAGAACAUGUCCCUCAGCCAGGACAACCUGCAAGGUGGUGGCUGUGGGUGGGCUAACAAUGGCAGCUCCAUGGGUGCCAUGAGUGCUUCAAUGGGAGGAAGUAAUUUUAAUUCUAUGGGCCCUCUUGGCUCCAUAGACCCACACCACACACAUCACCACCACAGCAGCACUCACAGCCAUGGUCACAGUUCUCAUCAUGGACACCAACACCACCAAAGCCGCUGUGAAGGACCCCGGCGUGCCUCUGACCCUGUGAGGCCCUUAGAACGUGGCCUGGGGCCAGAGGAGGAAGGGGCGCCCAGACUGCAGCGACACCACAGCUACACUUCUUUCAACUCUCGCACACCCUUGCCACCCAUCACCCCCCGUCACCACCCCAACCACGGGCUGCAGCUAGAUCAGGUGGCUGAGGAUGAGCCCAUUGAGAACAAGCUGGUGCUGCCUGAUGACAUGGUCCACUACCUCAACCAGAAGGGAACUGGAGGUGAGAAGUCCAAGUGUGACCCAAAGGACACACGAAGACAAAGUAAUGGAACCCCCAACACCUUGCCAAGUCAGCAGAUGCCCUCUCCUGCCUACAGCAGCCAGCCUGUGCCCAGCCCAGCCUACUCCAAUCAACCCAUGAUCAGCCCAGCUUAUUCUAAUCAACCCAUGCCAUCUCCAGCCAACCCCUACCAGUAUCCACAGGCCUCCCCAGGGUACUCCAUCCCCUCCCCUGCCCAUGGAUAUGGUGGAGUUGCAAUGCAGCCACAAGUGCCACCACAGCAGCAGUUCAGCACAGGGUUGCCUGCUCCUGGCAUAGCCCAGGGCUUCAAUCAGAUGUCCCAGCAGUACCAUCACCAGCAACCCAUUCCCCAGGGAUACAUGCAGCAGCAGCAGCAACAGCAACAGUAUCCCCAGCAGCAGUACACACAGCAACAAGGACAGCAGAUGAUGGGACAGCAUGUUUACAAUCCAAUGAUGCAGCAGCAGCAGCAGCAGCAAGGAAGAUAUGGGGGUCUGGGCCUGCAGCAGGGAAGUGGUGGGUAUGGCAUGGGCCAAGGGGGAUAUGGCCCAGUUCAUGCCUGUGGUCAUCUGGCACCUCCAAACUUACCCACCCAAGCCUAUCAGGCACCCUGUGCAGGGUGCCAGGGUAGGGGAGGGAACAUGACUGGAGACAUGAGUGCCUACCAGGGCCAGCAUGGACCAGUGGCCGGCUGGCAUGGCUCCCAGAUGAAUAUGAACCAAUUCCAGGGUGUCCAACAAUAUGGACCCCAGACACAAGGUACGCAGCAGCAGCAGCAGCAACAACAGGGGAUACAGCAACAGCAAGGACCACAGCAACAGCAAAUGGGAAUGAUGGGAAAUCAGGCACCUAUGGGGUAUCUUGGCAUGGGACACCAGUACCAAAACCCCAUGAUGAUGCCAAUGCCUUAUUCAGCAUCCAUGUCAGGUGAUGUCCAGUGCCGUGAUGUCAGCCAGAGUUCCCAGAGCAAAGGUGGUAAGUCUAGGACUUCCCCUAAAGGCAGCAGUGCAGUUGUGGCCAGUGAUCCUGCAGCAUGUGGCACUCCAAGUGGCGCUGUUUCUGGUGCAGCUGCCACACCAGCCACCAGCAAGACAGUGCAGCCACAACCACCAGACACCCCUGACACAGUGGCAGCAGCAGCAGCAGCAGCAGCAGCUACAUUACCAGCUGGAACACCAGUUCCAGCGGCAGUAAUCAACCCAGCUGGGGACACUGCCUGUGGUGACACCAAAGCAGGGGAGGAUGGCGCAGCGGUGGACAGCAAAAGCAACAAUAAGAAUUUCAUGAAGCCCGACACAUACCAGCGCACACUGGAGUAUGUGCAGCAGUGCCAAAGCUGGAGUUCUACAGUGGUGAAGGAGGAAGUGACCAGCACUACUGACCAGAAGCCAAAACUUAAUCCCAAUGGCACCAUCGCUGGCUACUCAGGACCUGCACCACAGGCUGGCCUCUUCCCCUCUCAACCACCACCACCACCACAACAACAGACAUCCACAGCCACACACAACACCUCAAGAUUUGCCACGCCACUCCCCUCUGCCCUGGCUGAGACCUCCAACAUGGUGAUUAACGACAUGACCUCCUCCCUCACCUCACUACAGGAGGAGAAUAAAUACCUUCAACUUAUUCAAUGACCUCCCUUGCCACCUUAAUGUAUCCUGGAUGGCUUGCAGGAUAACAUUGGUGCGGAAUUCAGCAUCAGACUGUGCCUCACCUUGCUAUCCUGCCUGGGCAGCCCAUGUGCAGGGCACCAAUCUGAGAUACACUGUUGUGUUGUUAUGAAUGCCUGUGAUGACCUAGAGUGUAAAUAUUAAUGAGACUAAUAUAUUUGUACAGUUGGUAGUGAUGGAGGGAAGUGUCACCCCUCCCUGCCCAUCCCCCGAGUGAUCUCUCUGCGCCCCCGCACACCCACCCCUGGUGCACUAUGCCCUGAUCCACUAGGGGUGUUAAUCCAAAGGUGACCCAGAAAUUAAGGCAAACCAAGGUCACCAGUGUUUCAUACUGACCAGUGAUGAGAAAGGGAAGAGCCAGCCAGACUAGCAGGGCAAAAUACUGUACUGGGAAAAAUGCGGGAGGCAUUUUAGUGCCAAGUGCUGCAUAGCAAGCAAGACUGUGCCAAUAGCUGUCCUGCAGGGUGCCAUACUGAUACGGUCAUUUUCAGGGCCUCUUUUGUAAGUGUGUACAGUGUGUGUACAGUGAGGGCGUAGAAUUUUUGUUUUUUUAGACACAGGUGGCAUCUUCCCUCUGUCUUUCCAAUUUCCACUGGACUGUACUUAUGUUUUUUUACGUGAUGCGCAAUUUCGUCGGAAUAAACAAAUUCUUUUGA